Carassius gibelio (silver crucian carp) is the source of this 3052-nucleotide messenger RNA. RefSeq lists its product as uncharacterized. The transcript has 2 exons. The record is from RefSeq and is a predicted model, not a curated record. Lineage: Eukaryota; Metazoa; Chordata; Actinopteri; Cypriniformes; Cyprinidae. Bases 989 to 2902 code for a protein of 637 amino acids.
UAAGUAAUGUUUUAUAUAACUUAAUAAUUGUCUUUUUCAUCAAAUUUUAUUAGAUAUAAUAAUAAUAAUAAUAAUAAUAAGUUGAAGUCACUUUGGUUAAGCCACUUAAAGGUACGGUACAAGUCAAGAUCAGGAUGACACCACCUCCGCCUCAUAAUGUCUACUGUUAUUUCCCAUAAAACGCAACAAGCUAAACAGCACAGACAGUUAUCGCCAAAAUAAAAACACAUAAAACAAAGAUCCUAUGUGAUCAGCCUAUAGCCUAUGGGCUGUUUGGUGUAACAAUGGACCGAGUUCCACAUCUUUCCCCUCACCAAACACAUAAAUACGAUUACGAUUCUCAUGUAUUCGAUUCGAUUUCACAAUGUGGCUGCCACAGAUCUUAUAUUAUUUUAUGUGACUAAUUAUAUAUUGAUAUUUGAUAAUACAUGUACCAAAGUAAUGCAUGAGUCCCGCUCUUGACUUAGGGCAGAGCUACAUAGGCAGUGCGUUUUUAUUUUUUUUUAUGUAAAUUAUUUUUUUGUAAACACCAAAAAACAACAGCAAUAUAUCGAUGAAUGGCAUCAGAAAACCAGCAGUAGGUUAUAAUCGAUUAUGGUCUAGUACUGCUGAAGUGUCAAUGUCUGCAUUGCGAAGCAUCGUAAAAAUAUUUAUUUUAGCACCUCUAUAUGCUAAAUUUAAUUUAUCGUUUAAGUGUCUAUAGAUGGAUAAUACAACUAACGUAUUAAAAUACUAACAAGGAAGUAUCUGGUUUUGACUGAGGUUGAUGCAAAAAGUUCAGUAUAGAGUUUAUUUUUUAUUUGUUUGUCUGUUAAUUAAUGAUGGUAUUCCUUACUGCUGAAAUGCAUGAUAAUUUGUUUUAAUGUUUAAAAAUAUAACAAAGGCCCAUGCAUUGGCAUUAUUCCACAACAUCUUUGUAAAUAUAUGUAAAUGUUUUAGAGAUCCAUAUGGACUCCUCUUAUUUUGCAGCUACUUGUGACGCUAAAUAAUGGCAUACCACAGAAACUGGAGGAAACGUCAUGCUGAAGUGCUGUCUCUUGCAGAUGAUGAUUCAAAUAGCAGUGAUACAGAUGGGUUACUGAGGGCUCGGUUCAGUGAGGAUGAAACUGAUUCUUUGCCACCUUCAGCCGAUGGCAACAUUUCAGAUUAUGACUCUGAUGCGUUAGUGCUGUCUUCUGACACUGACUCUGAGGUUGCUGACUAUUUGUGUGAUGAUUCUGCAGAGGAAACUGCUCCUGAUCUGGGAGAGGAAAUUGCAGCAUGGGCAGCUACCAACAAAUGCAAGCGAUCUGGACUAAAUGAACUACUAGAUAUUCUAAGGCGCCAAGGACAUCGCCUCCCCAAGGAUGCCAGAACCCUGCUGAAAACCCCUAAAAGAGUGGAAGUAGUUGAUCUGUGUGGUGGACAAUAUGCCUACUUUGGUAUUGCAUCAGGAGUACUGAAGGUUUUAUCCCAGAAUCCUGUUUUCCAUGAAGACCGAAUAGAUAUGUGCUUUAACAUUGAUGGCAUUCCAUUAUUUAAAUCAUCAAGUCUGCAAAUGUGGCCAAUCCUGUGCAGUUUCCAUGAUUUUGCACCCUUCAUUGUGGCACUCUAUUGUGGAAAAGCAAAACCGAGCCCAGUUAAAGAUUACCUCUCUGAUUUUCUACAGGAGUUGCAGCAACUUAUGCAAGAUGGCAUAGUCCAUGGAGAGAAAGCCCUGCAAGUGACUGCAAAAUCCUUUGUUUGUGAUGCACCAGCUCGAUCAUUCCUGAAAUGCAUAAAGAAUCACAAUAGCUACUUCGCAUGUGAGCGCUGCACAGUUAAAGGCACCUAUGUGGGACGAGUUGUUCUUGGUGCUACAUCGCCUGGUGUUGUUGCAAGGUCUGAAGCAGAUUUCAGUAGACUUGCCUACAAAGACCAUCAAAUUGAGAAAUCCCCACUGACACUAGCUGGAAUUCCAUGUGUUCGGCCAUUUGCAUUGGACUACAUGCACUUGGUGUGUUUGGGUGUAGUUAGGAGAAUGCUUCACUACAUGCAGAGAGGACCCCACACAUGCAGACUGUCAUUUCAGCAAAGGAGUGACAUUUCAGAUAAACUAAAGGCAUUGAAUGGAGAACUACCUAGUGAGUUUGCACGGCAACCUAGGACUUUACUGGAAUUGGACAGAUGGAAGGCUACAGAACUUAGACAGUUUCUCCUUUAUACUGGACCAGUGGUUCUAAGAAAAGUGGUUUCACAUGCUGUAUACAAACACUUUCUUUCCUUGAUGGUUGCGGUGUCCGUCCUUUUGAAUUCGGAUGAUGCAGACCGUAAGGAACACUUAGACUAUGCUCGAGAGCUACUCAUGUACUAUGUGAAGAAGUGUGAGGCUAUAUAUGGAAACACCUUCGCUGUAUACAAUGUUCAUUCACUAAUUCACUUACCAGAUGAUGUGGAACACUUCAACUGUUCACUGAAUGGGAUUUCAUGCUUUCCAUUUGAGAACUACCUGCAGACUCUAAAGAAAAUGGUCAGACAAUCUCGCAAUCCUAUAGCCCAAGUUGCCAAGCGUCUAGCAGAAAUUGAAAAUUCUACAAAAUCUAGGCCUUUUACCAAAGAGAGCUUUACUCGCAUAUCCACAAGGCCAAGAGAUUGUUGUUUCAUCCUUCAGAACAAGGACUAUGUCUUUGUGAAGGAAAUGCAUGAAGAUGGCACCUUGGUUUGCGAUGUGCUACACCAAUGCAACACAGAGAGUUUCUUCACUGAUCCUUGUGAUUCUAAACUGCUCCACAUCGUCCGUGUUAGAGAUAUCAGCAGAACUAGACGUCGACUGAUCAGCAAACAGCAGUUGAUUCGUAAAGUUGUCUGUCUGCCAGCCAACCCUGGUGAAGCUGACACAGGAUUCAUUUUGUUCCCCAUGUUGCAUGAAAUAGAACGUAACUGAAUUGUACAUGAUGUGGGUCAGGGCGGUUUGGAAAGAGCCAAAUGGAGAGGAGGAGGGAGUCAUCCCCGAGGUUUGGGUGAAGGACAACAUGGUACACUGGCCACCAGGGGCUAAUGUAACUAAAGCAGCUAAAGAGAUGCGAACGCCAAC